Messenger RNA from Myzus persicae (green peach aphid), 480 nucleotides. RefSeq lists its product as uncharacterized. Bases 1 to 480 code for a protein of 159 amino acids. NCBI's taxonomy places the organism in Eukaryota, Metazoa, Arthropoda, Insecta, Hemiptera, Aphididae. The record is from RefSeq and is a predicted model, not a curated record. The transcript has 2 exons.
AUGGAACACUCGAAAGAAUCCGAAUUUCUGAACCUGACAAUACUCGAACACUUCUCGGAUAUGGACCUUGUGCACGUACACUGUAAACAACAAUUAAUAAACCUUAACUGCCUUCCUCAUAUAAGAUCAUUGGGCAAACUUUUAGUUGCCAGAUCAGAAAUACUGAAAAAUCGUACGCAUCGUUUGUAUUACGUGUUACCACGAUUUGGUAUGAUAUUACCACUAGACGACAAUAUCUCGUAUGAUGUGUUCUAUGAUUGGUUACAUUACAAAAACGUAAAUAAUGUGUAUGCAGUCAUUGAGAAUCUCACAACAACCGAUUUCAAAAAAGUAGUGACGUUGUAUUUGAAUCAAAUGCCUACAUUAGAUAUGGAACCAGCCAAUCGUAUUUUCAAGCAAACGAUCGCCAAACCAUUUAGUCACCGUCCCAUGGAACCGGAAAUAGAUUCACCAGAUACACCGUCUUCUAUCAAACCGUAA